AUUCUUUUUGUUCGUACUUUGUCCUUCAGAAACCAAGGACGCAUGGGGAACAGAGUGGGAGCAACAGAAUCAAACCGACAUUGGCAGAAAUCAAAGUGAAAACAAGUGUCUCUGACGCUAGAAUUCAAGUGAAACCAGCAAACUCUAAAGUCCAAACCCCCCAACACCUUAGGCACGGUCCCUUUCUCUCAACCACUCCAAUCCAUUACCCCAAAUUUGCUUAUAUAUACCCUGCAAUUCUCACAAUCUCUUCAGGCAAAGCUUCGGAAACAUACAUAGUAGUUUUAUCUUCCGUAUAUCUUUUCUUUGACUUGUUUCAUUAUUACCAUUUAGUUUGUCAGAAAUCAUACUUCUCUUACAAUGGCUAAAAAUGUAGCUCAAUCCGCUAGCUUGGCUUCUCUUGACCAAAAGCUGGCCAUGGCAAAGCGCUGCUCUCAUGAGGGCGUUGUUGCUGGAGCUAAGGCAGCCAUUGUUGCUAGCAUUGCCACUGCCAUUCCAACUCUGGCUAGUGUAAGGAUGCUGCCUUGGGCGAGAGCCAAUCUUAAUCACACCGCACAAGCUCUCAUAAUCUCCACAGUGGCUGGAGCUGCUUAUUUUAUAGUAGCGGACAAGACUGUUUUGGCUACGGCACGGAAGAACUCUUUCAAGCAUGUCCCUAACAUGGAGGCAUGAAUUUGAGUUGGUCUGGAUUUAAACUGGGCAUCUACUUUAUAACCACCACUGUUCACUUGGCUAAGAAAGGGAUAGACAGAAGGGAUGGGGAGAGGUGAAUUUGUAUUCUAAGAAGCCAUUUGUUCCAGUGGCUAUGUAAUUCAUCGUCUAUGUAUAAAUAAAGAUGGGUUUUCAUUUACAAGGAUCAGAGCUUUCUGCACAAAG
Durio zibethinus is the source of this 876-nucleotide messenger RNA. Its product is annotated as early nodulin-93-like. The record is from RefSeq and is a predicted model, not a curated record. Lineage: Eukaryota; Viridiplantae; Streptophyta; Magnoliopsida; Malvales; Malvaceae.